AUGGAGCAGCAGUACGAGUCCGUGGCCGAGUUGGGCGCUGGGGUCUACGGGGCCGCGACGACUUUCAAGGCUCGCGACCUCCGGGACCAGGGCCGCUUUGUGGCGCUGCUCAAGGGCCUGCGCCUGCAGACAGGCGGGGGCCCGGAGGAAGAUGCCUGGCAGCUGCUGCAGCUACAGCUGCUCACGAAGCUGGAGCACCCCAACGUGGUGAGGCUGCUGGACGUCUUUGUGGAUAUUCGUGACGAGGGCGGCGCGCGUCACGCCGUGGUCUGUGAGCUCGUAGACCAGGAUCUGUCCACCUACCUGGGGAAGUCGCCCCACACACCGUCCCACCACAUCAAGGAGGUGACGCGCCAGCUGCUGUGUGGGCUGCGCUACCUGCACGGCCACGGCCUGGAGCACCGCGAGCUCACGCCACGCAGCGUCCUGGUGACGGCCUCGGGGCGCGUCAAGAUCGCCGGCUGGGGGCUCGGACGCUUCCUGGACAGCGCGAGCAGGGCUCCCACCCCGGCGGUGUCCCCGUCGUGGUACCGCGCCCCGGAGCUGCUGCUGCUGGGGGUGACCUGCGGCCCGGCCGCGCCGACCUGUGGAGCGCCUCUCUUCCCCGGAGGCUCCGAUGUCGAUCAGCUGACGAAGAUAUUCGGUCUGCUGGGCGUGCCGAGCCUGGAGGAGUGGCUGCUCGGAGCCUCCCUGCCGCACGGCGCUUUUGCCGGUCUCCACGCUGCCCCGCGGGCCCUGGUCGACUCCACGCCGGAGAUGGGGCUGGAGGUCGCGCCGGGCAACGAGAACUUGGCGAUGGCGCUGCUGCUGGAGCUGCUGACCUUCAGCCCCCGCAAGCGCAUCUCUGCGUCUGUCGCCCUCUUCCAUCCGUACUUCUCUGAGGCCGCAGGCGUGGCCACGGGCGAGGCCUAA
This is a messenger RNA of Callorhinchus milii (elephant shark), 912 nucleotides long. Its product is annotated as cyclin-dependent kinase 6-like. Lineage: Eukaryota; Metazoa; Chordata; Chondrichthyes; Chimaeriformes; Callorhinchidae. The record is from RefSeq and is a predicted model, not a curated record. The transcript is spliced from 7 exons. Gene Ontology annotation, molecular function: cyclin-dependent protein serine/threonine kinase activity; cyclin binding; ATP binding. Gene Ontology annotation, cellular component: cytoplasm; cyclin-dependent protein kinase holoenzyme complex; nucleus. Gene Ontology annotation, biological process: protein phosphorylation; regulation of G2/M transition of mitotic cell cycle; G1/S transition of mitotic cell cycle. Bases 1 to 912 code for a protein of 303 amino acids.